Molecule: messenger RNA, 1887 nt
Organism: Penicillium paradoxum
Lineage: Eukaryota; Fungi; Ascomycota; Eurotiomycetes; Eurotiales; Aspergillaceae
Product: acetyltransferase SAS4-like domain-containing protein
Exons: 2
Coding region: 1-1887 (628 amino acids)
Cellular component (GO): SAS acetyltransferase complex
Molecular function (GO): histone acetyltransferase activity
Source: RefSeq, a predicted model, not a curated record
AUGGCCAUCCUGUCGCGCUCCUCGCUCCGCGGCUCUGUGCGACGAGCGCCCGAAGAACCUGCCGACGGUCUGGCACCGCCGACGAAGAAACAGCGCAUUGAGGAAAAUGGCCCCGACGGCCGUAAGAGCUCCCCAGAUUGCCUCGAUACCACCCCGGACGAACCUCCGACCGCAAAACCCCGUGCCAAUCCCUUGAAACCCGCGCGCCCGCGCACCUCUACCCGUCGCACUCGCCGCGACUCCUCCUCGUCUAUUGACACGGUCGCCUCCGCCGCGGGGCAAUUGGCGACGCCCGUGACACGUACAAAUGGGAAUGGGAUCUUUAAGACCCCACGCGCCCGCCGCGACCCAGUUACCCCCUCUCGCACGGCGGCGGACUUGCUGCGCGACCUUCACGAGUCGCCAGACCCAUUGGAUACAAUAUCUCCAGCGCCAUCUUCCAUCAUCCCGAAGCAACGUCCUUUUACCCCUGCUGCAAGUCUGGAAUCUGAUGUCAAACGACCCCUUUCGCCUGUGACCCGCCCCACUCGUCGCCACGAUAAUCGGCCGCUGGCCGACAGCAACGACGACAAGGCGACUAAGGAAGAGAAACCUGCCGGAAAUACAACUUCAACACAAGACCAUAAGACCAGAGCGUCCGAUGGCGAGCAGCCAGCAUCAGUGGAGACGGGGACGGGAAGACGGUCGUUGCGUUCGGCUGACACCGGAUCACGGUGCAAGAGCGAGCUCGCACAGUAUUUCCAUAAUUAUGAACAGAUUAUCAGUUUAGAAGAACCCGAAUCUGAAUUGCUUGCCGCCAAAACAACUAUCACUCUCAUUAAUGAUCUAGCCCAACCACCUUUCUCCUCCAAACCAGACCCUACACCAUUUGGGAAUCCGUUACUGAAACUUCAUAAUUGCGAAAAGAUACUACUUCCCGAACCAAAAUCAGAACCAUCUGGAAUCGACCCACUGGGCGAAGAUACCUACUUCCGUGCACACCGCAAGUUCGAAAGACAGGAGAAACAAUUGCGGAACAUCGAGCGCAAUCGCGCACAACACGAACAGCAAGUCCUGGAGCGUCUCCUCGAAGAGCUACGCGGCUAUGACUGGCUACGCAUGAUGGGCCUGACCGGCGUCCACGAAAGUGAGAAGAAGCUGUACGAGCCAAAGCGCGACAUCAUCAUUCAAGAACUCGUCACCCUGGUCAACAAGUUCCAAGCUUGGAAAGACGAGGAGCGCCGUCGCAAGCUAGAAAAAGACAAACAUCCCCCAGCACCGGGUCUCGAGGCUGACUCCCAGCAGCCGUCACGCAAACGAUCCCGUCCUGCCGAAGAUACAGACAGUUCCCCGACACCGGGGACUGAUAUACAAAGCACUCCAGACCUAGAUCCAGACCCAAGCGACGUCGAUGCCUUGGCCGCUCGGCAACUUCACCAAGAAGCGCGCUCAGCAGGCGUCAAAGUGCGCAAGUCAGCACCUGCUAGACGCAAAUCCAUCUCUAAACCUACCCCCAUUACCACAGAUCCUGCCGCCGAACCAAAAUCGAAACCAAACCCCAGUCCCAAGCGAAAGAAACCUGACCAAACACAACCAAACCCUACACCGUCUGCCCCAGCGCCCCCAAAACGACCCCUCCAACAAGCGUCUCUCGCCCACUUCUGGAACCCCGUCCCACGAGACGGCCCGUUCACAUCUUUUUUUCGACAGCGCCACGUCCGCGACGCAGCCAUCGCCGCAACGAACGGCAUCCGUCGCAGCGGCUCGCGCUCAUCCCUCGCCUUCGGCCAACCAGUCCCCGACCCAUCCGAGCACGAAUUCGAGCUCCCACCGGAGAUCCUCAAUGAGGACUCCAUCCAGCAGUCGCAGCGCAAGAGGCGCAGACUGAAGCGACGGACUCUCCCAUGA